This is a messenger RNA of Anguilla rostrata (American eel), 3222 nucleotides long. RefSeq names its product transmembrane protein 144a (gene tmem144a). NCBI's taxonomy places the organism in Eukaryota, Metazoa, Chordata, Actinopteri, Anguilliformes, Anguillidae. Gene Ontology annotation, molecular function: carbohydrate transmembrane transporter activity. Gene Ontology annotation, biological process: carbohydrate transmembrane transport. Bases 235 to 1425 code for a protein of 396 amino acids. The transcript is spliced from 13 exons. The record is from RefSeq and is a predicted model, not a curated record. Gene Ontology annotation, cellular component: membrane.
CUCCUUUCCCUGCCGAGAGUAAUAGUGAUGCUUCAGAGUGUUCUAAGCUGUCCAGCUUUGCAGUUCUGACAUCCCAGAAAGCUUAUUACCCCACAUGUGGAGAAGGAUUGUCAUGAGACUAGGCUGGAGCUCUCUCCAUAAACCAGAACAAGGUAUUCAUAUAGCAUCUCAGAGUAGCAGUGCUGACCCAGAAGGGAAAAACAGGCUACCAAGAGUUUGUGAAAACAUCCAGACAUGUUGCUCACGAAUAUUGUGACAACGGUUUUGACGCUUACAACUUUAUUUGGCCUCAUCUACUGUCACGAUGUUGAGGAGAAAACAGAUCAAGAUGCACAACCCGAAACUCCUUCACACUCUCCGUUUGUUCUAACCAAGUCGGGUAAUUCGACAAACACCACCGAGCUGACUUAUGGUUUUGUGUCGUGCAUUAUCUCCGUUGUAUUUUAUGGGAGCAACUUUGUUCCUGUGAAGAAGAUUGACACUGGUGAUGGAAUGUUUUUCCAGUGGGUUCUUUGUGCUGCUAUAUGGAUCGUGUCAUUAGUGGCCAACAUCAUUCUAAACUGUCCCAAAUUUUGGCCGCUGGCGAUGCUGGGCGGUGUCAUAUGGGCAACAGGUAAUAUUACGGUUGUGCCCAUACUGAAAACCAUUGGACUCGGACUCGGAAUGCUAAUUUGGGGUUCCUUUAAUCUACUAAUGGGUUGGGCAAGUUCGAGGUUUGGUUGGUUUGGGAUGGACCCUGAGGAAGUCGCACAGCCAGUGUUGAACUACUGUGGCGCAGGACUAUGUUUAUUAAGUGCCAUCAUAUUUUUCUUUGUGAAAAGUGAUGUCCAGAGAUCGGCAUCUUCAGAAGAGACUCCUUUACUAAUCGACAGCAGAAUCAAUUCAGAAGGUCUGGUUUCCUCUGAUGACUCGUGGAUAGACACACUAAGUCCACGAUCCAAGCGUAUCGUAGGUUCAGUCCUUGCUGCCUGUGCGGGUGUGCUGUACGGCUCCACCUUUGUGCCUGUGAUCCAUAUUAAAAACCACGCCGCCAGGAACGACUCCAGGUUCGCAGGGGCAAGUCAGUUUGACCUGGACUAUGUUUUUGCCCAGUUCAGUGGAACUUUCCUCACCAGCACUGUUUAUUUUGUUAUUUACUGUGCCGUCAUGAAAAAUAAGCCUAAAGUCUACUCAAGAGCCAUCCUGCCAGGUUUCGCCUCCGGUGUGAUGUGGGGAUUAGCCACCUGCUGCUGGUUCAUGGCGAAUACCUACCUGAGUGCAGUGGUCAGCUUCCCCAUCAUUACUGCUGGCCCUGGCCUAAUUGCUGCUAUCUGGGGAUUCCUAGUUUUCAAGGAGGUUAAAGGUUUACGAAACGCCAUCAUCCUGGUGCUGGCGUUCUGCAUCGUCCUUGCCGGAGCCAUGCUGACCGCGUUCUCCAAGGUGUAAUUAGCCACAGCAGACCUUCGGCCACAAGGUGGCGACGUUGGACAAAUAACGUGUCAAAGGGAACUAGGGACAGUGUUAAAUAACAGUGCAAUCACCUGUGUCCAAUAACCUUUUUGUAAACGUAAUGUUUAAUUAAGAUUCACCUAUUUGUGAACUGUAAAGUUAUUUAAUACACUUAGAUUUUUGCAUUUGUAGAAUUUUUCUAUUCAACUCAGGUGUUUUGUGGCAUUUUUCCUUGGUGUUUAAAGGACACUGAACCGAAAUAAGCAUGCUGUUAUUUCACACCGUACCUGCCAGAAAUCUUAUUUUUCGGUACGGUUUGCAUCAAAAGGCUAGUUAUUCGAAUGCAAGGUCUAAUAGGUGUGCUAACAGGAAAUUUUAGUAUGUAUUGUAAGUAGAGUGACUGUGUUUAACUGAUAAAUGUGCAACAUGGAUUACUGUUAUAAAUUAGGAAAUUAUGUACAUUUAGCUUUUUGAUUGAUUGGGCAGUUUUGUAUAGAAAAAAAACUGACUUGAGUCAAUCCUUGGUAUCAGAGCGGUGCACUUUUUCAGAACAAAACGAUAGAGCCAUGCGACCACGUCCCACAGUUUAUAAGGGGUGUGUUGAUGCGAGAGUUUCGAUCUGCCGAAAGUUCUAGAGACAACAGGUGGCUAUUGGCAUUUUUAUUAUUGUGUUUAGAAAAAUGUUCCUCCUCCGUAUAAAUCAGUGUGUGCAAGUAUUGCUGAAAACCGGCGUGGCCGUUUCAAAGGUCCCUGCAGCCCUUCUCUGAAUAAAACAGCAUUGGUCCACAACAGGGGUGGGAAUUGAGCUGGAAAUGUCUGUGGAGGUGGGUUGUUGCUAUUGGCCCCGUUUGCCGUUUCCCUUUGCUGUCCUUAACAGUCAGACAACUAAUUAGCCUAUCACUACUAACAGGUAGGCUAUAGCUAAUCCUGCUCAUUUAAGUUAGCCACAGUGUUAUUUUUCGUUACAGCAGAACAUUAUGUGCCUUUGCCUGUACCCACAGUUUAUUUGAACUUGUGCAUAGGCGCACGUUUUGUCCACCCACACCCAGAGAGUAGGGAAGACCUAAAGACCUGAGCGUCCGAUCUUUGCAGUUUAAUGAUCACACAAUGGCACCAACACUCUGAAACAGGUUUGCUAGUCUUUAUCAUUUGUUAUGCUGAUUGUUUAUGUAGUUGGAGUAAAGUAAUGUAUCUUUUUAUGUUCAGUGUAUUAUUUGUAAUAGCGAGUAGAUUUUCUGUUUCCAUUUGCAGCUCAACUCUCACCACUGGUCCACAACCAUUGUGUUUGCAGAUCACCGUAAAUAUGAAGGUUUCUCGAAGUCCACUGGAGUAAAAUUCGGCUCAUUUGCACGUACUAAGCAGCCAGAAAUCUUUCUUUGUAACAGCCAAACACGUUGUGUCUGUUUGUCACAGCCAAACUCUUUCCUUGGGUUCGUUUGUUUUUAAUUAUUUUAUUUUAUUGAAUUUUUUUUAUACAAAUAUAUUUGGAAGAUCCCUCGGGGUCCGUUUUCAGUUUGUUUACAAAAAGAUGGUGCAAUUGUGAGACGCUUAACAUGUACCAGUUUUCAUGGAUUAGUGAGGGAAAACCCUGUUAAAUGUUUUCUUUAUUGGGUGUCGGGUGUGUCUGGGUGAACGUACCAGACUGGUAUUCUCACCCCUCUCCUGUUUUCCCCCUCUGUUCCCUCCUUACUUGCGUUUACCAGGAAGCGAGGGUGUCGGCCAGUUCCGUGUGACACGAAUCCGAAAUGAGUACCUCUGAUUAUACUAUGCUAAUAAAUUCUGCAUUUACCAUUA